This is a messenger RNA of Polistes dominula (European paper wasp), 3134 nucleotides long. RefSeq lists its product as uncharacterized. The record is from RefSeq and is a predicted model, not a curated record. Gene Ontology annotation, biological process: regulation of transcription by RNA polymerase II. Gene Ontology annotation, molecular function: protein binding; DNA binding. Lineage: Eukaryota; Metazoa; Arthropoda; Insecta; Hymenoptera; Vespidae. Gene Ontology annotation, cellular component: nucleus.
GAGCCUUGGUGCGCAUGCGCAUGCAACGUUACAGCUCAACGGUGGUUGUUUUCAUGAACGUAUCUAUGUGCAACAGUAGGUACGCGUAAGGGCCCCUUCCCAGUCGUUUCCCGCGUUUUUCGUUAAGGUCGCAUAAUGUUAUAUAAUAUAUCGAAUUUUAGUGUAAUAUUAAUGUAUUACAGUGACAGAAACCAGGAGAUAGAUUACCAGCAACCUAAUUCGAGUGAAUUGGCGGAUAAGAAAAGAAGUAAUAAAGAGAAAAUAUUCUUAUUAUCCCUACUGUAUUUCGAUUGUCACGGGGUUCUAACGAUACCCCAUAUUUGAGUGUAGUAUAUAUGUUACUGAGGAUUAGGUAGUGCGCAUGCGUGAGAAAAAUUCACGUCCUGGCACCACUGGUUAACGGUCUCGUUUUUCAUUCGAGUUAUCAUUAUAUCGCGAAUCUUAUUUCAUUCCGUCUUAUAAAUGUUGAAGAAAAACUAGUUUGAGUUUAAUUAAUUUGGAAGUUGAUCUUCUUAAAAUCGAUCGAUACAACAUUCUUAUAGGACUUCUCGAAACGAACGAAAAUCGUUCGUACACUGAACGAUUCAAAUUGUACAUUUCGAAAAAAUGUCACAGAAUAUUCAAUUAUUGUUAAAUGAUUUUUUAAUGGAAACAAAUCAAGAUAACUUAUACGGUACCACGCUAAUCUCAUUUGAGUGUGAAAAUGUGAACGUUGAAGAUUCCAUACCAGAGCAAAUAAUUUGUUAACAGAUCGUAUUAUCGAAUAGAGGUGGUCCAAAAUUGAUUUACGAUAAUUACAUCUACACACUGCACAAAAAGCACUCUGAACACAUCCGUUGGAGAUGUGUCGGUAGAAUAACCAAUUGCAAAGGAAUUCUCUUAACAACAACAGAUUAUACGAAGCCGAAAGUAUGUGUACCGCACAAUCAUGAACCGUCUGUUGCAGCUGUUCAACUAGCGAGGGAACGUUAUUUGGAAAUUGACAAAACAUACGCGUUGAAGAAAGUGCAAUCCGAAGGAAAAAAAAAUAUUCAUCAGUCAUUCGUUGAAAUGGAACGGUGGAGGAAACUUAAUGCUAAAAAAAAAAAUAUAAAUGCAAUACUUCAUUGCAUUUUAGUUGAAAAGAAUGCAGAAAGACGCAACUCCGGCCAUAGCAGAGAACCGAGAUAGUGCAAAAGUUUAAACGUUGACAAAAGGGAAGUAGAAGAAUAAAAAAAGUAGUAAAAGAAAUACUACUGAUAACCCAAGCGUUGAAUAAGAAUAAUUCAAGACGGCGAAUACCGGUGCAACUACGACAGGUCGGCUUGUAUUGGUGACCGGUAACGCGGACACCACCAAGCUGACUUCGCACAGAAUCAUCCAAGAACAAAAAUUGAGUGCUCGAGGGAGUGGCGAUAGUUGUGGUGCUAACACAAGUUCAAACGACGAGAUCGUUGAGUCAGUCAAAAAACUUGAAGGAAUAGCGAUGAAGCAGGAACCGGAAGAUGAGGAGGACUGUUAUCUCGAGGACAAUGGAAUGCCUGUUGUGUCGCCGACUUCCUCUCCACCCUCUGCUGCUAGUAGGCACACCAAUACGACCCACAGGGUGAGAUCCCACGCGCGCAGUCUCCGAGCGAUGGCCAAUCCCAGCGCAGUUUGGGCUCACUUUGACCUAUGUGCGAAUGACCCAUUGCGUGCUCAGUGCCGUAUAUGUGGUGCCGUUGUUGUCAGGGGUGGCGCAAAUCCUCGACAAUGCGGAACCACCAACCUCCAUCGGCAUCUCAGGGUACACCAUGGUGGCAGACUCAUCGGCAGAAGUUAUCACGUUUUACAGUCCAAUACGCCUGUCUCACAAUCUAAUGCAACUACCACUAAAACCAUUAGAAUAGCACAGUCAUUCAUGAGGCCACAUAUAAGAAAUAUUGCGCCAGCACCCUCUCCUCAGCAACAACAGCAGCAACGACAGCCAAAGACUCUUGUAUUAAAAACGAUACCAUUAAAAGUGAAGCAGGUUGCACCAACGACGAUUAAGAUGCCACCGAGACAGGCUUCACAAGGCGUGCCACAAAAUAUCGUACAUCAACAACCUACGGAGGUGUGUCUAAGGUGGAAUAGUUACCAUAGUAACAUGCAGAAUAGUUUUCCAUCCCUUCUGGAUUCGGAACAGUUUGUUGAUGUAACCCUAGCUUGCGAAGGACGAUCUCUGAAAUGUCAUAAGAUGAUUUUAUCUUCGUGUAGCGAUUAUCUGGCAGAUUUGUUGCGAGAAAAUCCUUGUCAGCAUCCCAUAAUCUUAAUGAAAGAUCUGAAAUUUUGGGAAGUUGAAGCAUUAGUUAAGUUCAUGUAUCGCGGUGAAGUCAAUGUUGCUCAUGACAAAUUACCUCAAUUAUUAAAUGCAGCUGAGGCAUUACAGGUUAAAGGAUUAGCUGGUCCGAGUCCUUCCUCACAGAACUCGAAACCACCGAUGCUUAUACCUCAAUCAAAAACGUUAAUAUCUCAACCAGUAGUGCCACAUAUCGUAAACGAAACCAAAGAUAAGCCUUCUACUUCUGGCGUUCCUACCCUUUCUAGUCCUAAACGCGCGCAAAAAAGACAACAAACGGAACCUCCUGAGCCACGACCUUUCACAAAAAUUCGCUUACAAAGACCAAUUACACCAGCAUCUCCUCCCACAACAGUCAAAACUGAACCCUUGGAUAUACCUCUAAGUCCCACCGAAAUAUUUCCCGAAAGUAAUGAAGAUAACUCAAAUCCUGUGAAAUUUGAAAAGCUUAUCAGUUUUCACGAAGAAGAUGAUCCAGGUGGUGAUGAUCUCAAUGAUGAGACCAGAGAAAUUAAUUUUUGUGAAAUACCUGGCCCACCGGAUUUGAAUGAUUGCGAAGAUCAGAUGGAAUUCGUACCUACAGACUUUCUAGAACAAGAACAAGAUAUCGUUGAAGAAUUGGAACCAGGUUGUAAUAAAGAUGGUAAAGAUGAUUUGACUGAUCACAGCUCUAUUGAUAUUGGAGAAGGUGAUGAUGAGCGAGAUGGAGAAGAAGAUGAAGAACCAUGCUCGAAGGAGGACAACAAAACAGAGUAAAACGAUUUUACUUGCAAUUGUUAAAAUGCAACUAAAUGGUAAUUCAAACCAAAACGACAAAACAAAUACGUUCGAACAA